AUGACCCUUGCAGACAUCCGCAAAGGAAAUCACAAGAAGGCCAUCAACGAUCUUUUGAUGGCACAAGACAUCAACCUCUUGGCUUCCGCAUCUUCGGAUGGAAGUAUCCUUAUGUGGGACACAGCCACGAUGAAGCCCAAGAAGACCUUCAAGGGACACAAGAAGGUGCCAAAUCUCCAGUCAGACGGUUUGCUGCGCUUCCUGCGGUACAGCUAUCGGGCUUGUGAGCAUGUAAAGACUUUUGGCCCCGAAGCGCCUGGCUCAGGGCACCUUCUCCCUGGCAUAUUCCAUGGCACGGAGACCCAGCAGACAUCCCGGAACUUCUACCAAAGGUUUCGGAACUAG
Symbiodinium sp. CCMP2592 is the source of this 345-nucleotide messenger RNA. Lineage: Eukaryota; Dinophyceae; Suessiales; Symbiodiniaceae. The record is from the annotation of a GenBank genome assembly.